GUGGUGAGCCUUCUUCUAGGGCUGCUUGUGUGACUAAAGUUAAUAGGUUAUAGUGAAAUGUCAACCAAACCUGAGGAGCUGAAAAGAGCCUUCGACAGAGAAUUUGAUAUUACUGAUUUUCGAUUGGUAUGGGAAAAAGCUAGUGUUCUUUCAGGACGCUGGGACUCUAUUGGUAUUCUGUUAGGAAUCAGCUCUAAUAAGAUAGAUGAGAUUGAAGCAGAGGGCAAACCGCCAAGAACUUGCCUACGGAAAGCAUUUGAUUGCUGGUUAAAGAAGGACUAUGAUUAUAAGAGUCAUGGUGUCCCUACAUUAAGAAUGCUGUGUAACUCCAUUAAAAGUAAUAGUGGAGGAGCUGAUCCAGCUCUAGCUGAUAAAAUAGCAAAAGAAUAUGCCAUUAAUCUUACUAUAAAUAGUAAUGGAAAGGCUACUACAUCACCAGUCCAUACGUCAUCUUCUAAAGCUACUCCAACUGUUGAGCUACCAGUUCCUACUUCACCUCAAUCUGAGUCUUCAGUUGUUUACGUUAAGAAAAAGUCAAUUGAAUAUUCACCUGAAAACCUAACAAGAAUGAUUGGAGAUCUACAAGAAGUUUACCUUGAUAAUAUGCGUUUUACUAAAAAAUCGUUUUAUUCCAUUGAUGUCUCAGAAGUUGUCGAUUUUAUUCAAGAUUAUAUUGCACUUUUACUCAGUCCACGUUUUCGUAAAACGCAAAUGAUUGAAUCAAUUGAAAAAGAGUUUGACCAUGUUAAACAAAUGAAGCAGUUGUUUAAGGCAUUAGAAAAAUACAUUUCGUGGUUCAAUUUUGAACUUGUCGUCAAGCUAGUGAAUACUUUUAUUACUGAUGAGAGUGAUUUACAGAGGAAGUGGUCUACAUAUCGAGAUAAAUUAAAAGAUUAUUUUAAAAAUAACAAUACUAAAGCAAUUCAAAUUGCAGACUCAAUUGAGUUUGGUCUUUCUGAUGUUCCAGGCACUAAAGUAAUGAUUGCUAAGGUUGCCAGAGACGACUACACAUUAAAUGAUUUAUAUUUCUUUCAUAAGCUGAUCACUGAUGCACUUGAAGUUCCAGAAUAUAAAUUCUAUUUUUGUACCAUUGACGAUGGCUGCAUGGAAUUAAAAUAUUCCAUUUCUGAUUUUCUUUAUUCUGUUCUCUUUCCAUUAACCAAUCAACAGUGUCACUGA
Amphimedon queenslandica is the source of this 1179-nucleotide messenger RNA. RefSeq lists its product as uncharacterized. The transcript has 3 exons. The coding region runs from base 58 to 1179 and encodes 373 amino acids. Lineage: Eukaryota; Metazoa; Porifera; Demospongiae; Haplosclerida; Niphatidae. The record is from RefSeq and is a predicted model, not a curated record.